CUCAGUCGGUCUCCAGGCACCGGGAGGCGGCUCCCCCCCACCACCCCCCGGGCCGGCCUCCACCGCAGUCUGUCCGGCCCCCACCCCCGGCGCGCGCUCCUCCGCACCCACAAGGGCGUUCAGCAGCCGCGCCUCCCUUUCCCGCCGCCGCCUCCUUUUCCGCUGGCUGUGGCGGGCGAGGACACGUCAGGGGCCAUAAAUAAAUAAAUAAUUCCAUUCACCCGUUGACAGCAAGGCGAACCGGCUGCGGCUUGCGGGGAACAGAGGGCUGCAGCGCCCACCCUGCGCCAGAGACCAGAUAAAGAGUCAAUCUUAAGAUGUGAUGCUUUCAUGUGAAACCUGAAACAAGGUGAUCUGGGGAACCAAAGACUCUAGGACUCUUCGUGCCAACAGAGCUACUCUAUAAUCCAAAAUCUACUCUACCUCUCUUCAUUUGUAAUACUUUCAAAUAUCACACUUCAAGGUUUAGUGACUAGGCCUAAAGAUUUCACAUAUAAUCCAAAGAAAUCUGUUCAAGUGGACAUCUAUCAACAGAUUACUUGAAUUUUCAUUAGAGGAGCAGAAAUGCCACCAAUGCCAAGUACCCCACCUCCGCAUCCACCUCCAGAUGGAGGAUGGGGCUGGGUUGUGGUUGGAGCAGCUUUUAUCUCCAUUGGAUUUUCAUAUGCAUUCCCUAAAGCCAUCACCGUAUUCUUCAAAGAAAUUCAGCAAAUAUUCCACACUACCUACAGUGAAAUAGCAUGGAUAUCAUCCAUUAUGCUGGCUGUUAUGUACGCAGGAGGUCCUAUAAGUAGUGUUUUGGUGAAUAAAUAUGGCAGCCGGCCGGUGGUGAUAGCAGGAGGCUUAUUAUGCUGUCUUGGAAUGGUGUUGGCCUCCUUCAGUAGCAGCGUGAUCGAGCUGUACCUCACUGUGGGAUUCAUUACAGGUUUAGGGUUAGCCUUCAACCUGCAACCCGCCUUAACAAUAAUUGGCAAAUACUUCUAUAGGAAGCGACCCAUGGCAAAUGGAUUGGCCAUGGCAGGAAGUCCUGUUUUCUUAAGUUCAUUGGCUCCUUUCAAUCAGUACCUUUUUAAUACUUUUGGCUGGAAAGGAAGUUUCCUGAUUUUGGGAAGUCUACUUUUGAAUGCCUGUGUGGCUGGGUCCCUCAUGAGACCCCUUGGACCCAGUCAAACCACUUCUAAGUCUAAAAAUAAGACUGUCACAUCAGAAGACGAUUCAGGCCAGAAGAAAAUCAAACCGAAGAAAUCAACUUGGGAAAAAGUUAAUAAGUAUUUAGAUUUCUCCCUUUUUAAGCAUAGAGGAUUUCUGAUAUAUCUGUCUGGAAAUGUCAUUAUGUUCCUAGGUUUUUUUGCCCCUAUUAUAUUCUUGGCUCCAUAUGCUAAAGACCAGGGAAUUGAUGAGUACUCGGCAGCUUUUCUGCUAUCUAUUAUGGCUUUCGUUGAUAUGUUUGCUAGGCCUUCUGUAGGAUUAAUUGCAAACUCCAAACAUAUUCGACCUCGAAUUCAGUACUUCUUUAGUUUUGCAAUCAUGUUCAAUGGAGUGUGUCAUCUCUUGUGCCCGCUGGCACAGGACUACACAAGCCUGGUAUUAUAUGCUAUAUUUUUUGGCCUUGGAUUUGGGAGUGUUAGCAGUGUUCUCUUUGAAACUCUCAUGGACCUCGUGGGUGCACCAAGAUUUUCCAGUGCCGUCGGACUUGUCACAAUUGUGGAGUGUGGCCCAGUUCUUCUUGGCCCUCCUCUUGCUGGUAAAUUGGUGGAUAUAACUGGAGAUUAUAAAUACAUGUACAUGGCCUGUGGGGCUAUUGUGGUAGCAGCAAGCGUGUGGCUGCUCAUUGGCAAUGCCAUCAACUAUAGAUUGCUUGCAAAGGAAAGGAAGGAGCAAAGUGCAAGAAAGACGACCAGAGAAUCGGAACGCUUGAGCAAAUCUAAACAUUCGGAAGAUGUUAAUGUCAAAGUUUCAAAUCCACCGAGUGUAACCUCAGAAAGAGAAACUAAUAUUUAACAAGAAUCACAUCUCUGAUUUCAGUGUUUAUUGCUUUCCCUAGCAGUUUGUGUUUCAUUUUGUUUUUUUAAAGUAUUGGAAAAGUUUUUAACUGAAAUGAGGAGUCACAAUUAAGGAUGGAGAUGAUAUUUUCCUCAAUGGCAAAUUUUAAAUUAGUUUUAAAACUUAUUUGGGUAAAUUUUGAGAUUAUGCAUAGAAAGAAUCCAUGCUACAGGUUUAUUUCCAUAACUGACUCUGGAUGUGGUGGUGAAAAUACUAAUUUUAAAGUCUCCCAGUGACUUUCGGUCUUGGUUAUGUGGAAAGUUCUGAAUUUCAAACCCCUGGUUUAAGUAGGUAGAAGGAGGAUGCCUAAUCCUACAAAGUGAUCCUUAAUACAUUUCAUUUUUUUGCUUGAUAUUAAUGUAUGAGAUAGAGAUGGAGAGACAAUUAAUUAUCUCCUCUUACACACAAACACACAUACUCCCACAUGCUUACCCACAUGUACACAGAGUGUCUGGAGAAUAAAAAACAAAUUAAAAAGAAGUGAUAAUUUAUUUUUAAGGUAAAAAAAUCCAUGAAGACAAAAGAAACAUAUGUCUGUGUGCUACUUUACAAUGUUAGUUUUAAAGAUAAGCACAUGGGUAAAAAUGAGGGUGAUCCUUAUUCAAAAAUAUAUCUGACUGCUAUAAAAGUAUUUGCAUAUGUAAAUUUGACAAAGAAAAGAAAAUCAAUGUAAAACCAUUAAAUCUGAGCACUGUUAGACUUGAUUAAUCCAUGAGCAUGAUUUUUUUUUUUGAGUAGGAGGCAUUAGUACCUGGUGCUAGACAAUAAAACCCUCAAAUAAUUUUUAGAAUUCUUACCUAACAUGUAAAAGUCUGCACGAUCUUAACAAUGAGCCACAUCCAUUGAUUUUACAAGGAUUUUAGUUCGUAAUCCAGAAAGUAAUAAUCAGGGAUUUUAUUUUAAACAGGCCUCAAUCCAGAUUCGCUGUUAUACUGAAA
Molecule: messenger RNA, 2981 nt
Organism: Chlorocebus sabaeus (green monkey)
Lineage: Eukaryota; Metazoa; Chordata; Mammalia; Primates; Cercopithecidae
Gene: SLC16A7
Product: solute carrier family 16 member 7
Biological process (GO): plasma membrane lactate transport
Cellular component (GO): basolateral plasma membrane
Molecular function (GO): lactate transmembrane transporter activity
Source: RefSeq, a predicted model, not a curated record